Molecule: messenger RNA, 1150 nt
Organism: Nyctereutes procyonoides (raccoon dog)
Lineage: Eukaryota; Metazoa; Chordata; Mammalia; Carnivora; Canidae
Gene: PRICKLE4
Product: prickle planar cell polarity protein 4
Exons: 7
Coding region: 27-1136 (369 amino acids)
Molecular function (GO): zinc ion binding
Source: RefSeq, a predicted model, not a curated record
GGCGCGCCGCGAGGACUUUGUCACCAAUGUCAGUGCCGAGCUCUGACUGGCCCCAUCAAGGGGAGAGCCUCACCCCUCCAGAGCCAGGUCCACCAGCCAACUCAGACAGUGACCCAGGCCACCUGCCAGACAAGCACCCUGAGGAGACUUCUGCACAGGAUCCCGAAGUUCUGAGCUUGGAGCUCCCUUGCCUGGACACAGACGGGGCCUCCACCUGGCCUGGGCUUCGGAUCCUCCUGCAGCAGCUGCCUCCGCAGGACAGUGAUGAACGCUACUGCCUGGCCUUUGAAGAGGAUGAGCUGGCCGAGCUGCGGCUCUUCUGUGCCCAGCGGAGGCGGGAGGCCCUGGGACAGGGGGUGGCCUGCCUGGUACUUUCCAAGCUGGUGGAACACACCUGUGAGAAGUGCAGGGAGCGGCUGAGGCCAGGGGAGUACGGAGUGUUCGCAGCCCGGGCAGGAGAGAGGCGCCGCUGGCACCCGGCUUGCUUUGCCUGCCAGGCCUGUGGCCAGGCCCUGAUAGACCUCAUCUACUUCUACCACGACGGGCAUCUCUACUGCGGCCGUCAUCACGCAGAGCUGCUCCGGCCCCGCUGCCCGGCCUGUGACCAGCUCAUCUUCUCCCGGCGCUGCACUGAGGCCGAGGGGCGGCGCUGGCACGAGAACCACUUCUGCUGCCAGGACUGCGCCGGGCCCUUGGGCGGGGGGCGCUACGCCGUGCCGGGGGGCGGCCCCUGCUGCCCCCGCUGCUUUGAGCGUCGCUAUUCGGCUGCCGGCUCGAGCCAGGCCCCGGCACUGGAAGGGAGGGCGUCCCCUGGGGAGGCGGGCCUCGACAGAGCGGAGGACGCCGCUGCCUCCCGCUUCGGCCCGGAGGCCCAGAGAGGGCCGCUUCCAUCCAGCCCGGAGCAGGAAGAUCGAGCUGGGGACCGGACGGAGGCACCCCAAGGGCAGGAACGGGGCCGGCUGGAGAAGCCGCUCGACGCCAGGGAGGACGCCGCCUGCCCCACCUGCUCCUCCUCUUCGGACUCGGAACCCGAAGGCUUUUUCUUAGGUCAGCGCCUUCCCGGUCCCUGGAAGUCCCCCGGAAGCCUCCAGGCCGGGGACAGCGACACCUCCAGGAGACACUGCGCCAUUUGCUAGUGGCGCAGCCCGGG